Messenger RNA from Oncorhynchus nerka (sockeye salmon), 1617 nucleotides. RefSeq names its product E3 ubiquitin/ISG15 ligase TRIM25-like. Gene Ontology annotation, molecular function: zinc ion binding. The transcript has 4 exons. NCBI's taxonomy places the organism in Eukaryota, Metazoa, Chordata, Actinopteri, Salmoniformes, Salmonidae. The record is from RefSeq and is a predicted model, not a curated record. The coding region runs from base 52 to 1407 and encodes 451 amino acids.
ACGAAACCUAUCUCUGUGAAUCUGCUGCUCAGUCUGAUAGGGUGUUUCACAAUGGCAGAAGCACCUUUUGAAGAUAUGGAUUUGAUGAGCUGUUCAAUCUGUCUGGAUAUACUGAAGGAUCCGGUGACUACUGCCUGUGGACACAGUUACUGUAUGGGCUGUAUUAUAGAACACUGGGAUCAGGAUGAUCUGAAAGGUUUCUACAGCUGUCCACAGUGCAGAGAGACCUUUAUCCCACGACCUGUUCUGAACAGGAGCACUGUGCUGGCUGAAGUAGUGGAGAAACUGAAGAACAGAGGACUCCAGGCUGCUCCCCCUCCUGCUCACUGUUAUGCUGGACCUUUAGAUGUGGGGUGUGACAGCUGCAUUGGGAGAAAACUCAAAGCUUUCAAGUCUUGUCUGAUGUGUCUGGCCUCUUUCUGUGAGACUCACCUCAAACUUCACAAUGACCUCAACCGAGGAAAAAAACACAAGUUGAUUGAUGCCACUGGACAACUCCAGGAGAAGAUUUGCCCUCAUCAUGACAAACUGCUGGAGGUUUACUGUCGUACAGAUCAGCAGUGUAUAUGUCUGCUGUGUGUGAUGGAUGAACAUAAAGGCCAUGAUACAGUGUCAGCUGCAGCAGAGAGGACUGAGAAACAGAAGCAGAUGGGGGAAAACAGUCUGAAAUCCAUGCUGAGAAUCCAGGAGAGAGAGAAGGAGAUGCAGGAGCUGAGACAGGCUGUGGACUCUCUGAAGCGCUCUGCACAAGAGGAAUUGUCUGACAGUGAGAGGACCUUAACUGAGCUGAUCCUCUUCAUUGAGAGAAGGCGCUCUGAGGUGAACGAGCUGAUCAGAGCCCAGGAGGAGGCUGAAGUGAGUCGAGCUAAAAGGCGACUGCAGCAACUGGAACAGGAAGUGGCUGAGUUGAAGAGGAGAGAUUCUGAACUAAAGCAGCUUUCACACACAGAGGAUAACAUCCAUUUCCUCCAGAGUUUCCAGUCUCUCUGUGUUACUCCUGGAUCUGAGGCCAUACCCAGCAUCAGUAUCACAUUUGAACAAGCAAAGAAAUAUGUCUCUGACCUGAAAGAGAUCUGCAAGGUGGAAAUGGACAGGAUAUCCAGGAAAGAUGUGUUUAAAUCAAAUAAUAUGAUUAUAAUAUUUGUUUUUAUUAUUGUCUUGUUUCUAAUGUUUUUGGGGAGAGGGGGGGCGGGGGAUGAAUCAGCUUUAAUAUUGCAGAUAGAUUGGGACUUAUAUCAACGUAAUUGUCUGCAUCAUUUCCAAUACCCCACAUAUAUAUAUUUUAAAAACAUCAUCUUAAAUAUAUUUUCCUUUUUUAUUAAUUUCCCCAAACCCUACCACCACUCCCCUAACUGGAGUAAACUAAUGGACAGAAUACUUAGGCUUCCACUUCCAGCUUAUACAUAAUACAUACAUUUCACGGACACUGUAUUUGACAUUAGUUGUCUUUUGUUUGUUUUUACUCCCAUCCCUCAGCUACCCUCAACCUCUCCCAUCUACCUCUGAAGACCAUCCAGUUUUGGUUUCUAUUUUCCAUAUACAUUUCUCAUAUUCUGAACCUUUCUAAUCUCACAGUUUCUACAGAUUGUAAAUAUUAAAGAUAAACACCUUUGCGAA